AUGUCUGCUCCCUCCAGCCUGUCUGUGCUCCGGCAAGCGCAAUGUGUGCUACAUAGAGCGGUUCCGGGACCGUCCAAUGUGCUCCAGGCGACGGUGCAGAAGCGGCAUUAUGCUGCCAAGGGUCAGCAGCAGAAGGUCUCUCAGAAAAAGUCCCAGAGCUUCAAGGGCAACAAAAACUUCAAAGUUAAAGCCAGUGCACCCAAGAAGAACAGCGGCGGUGCUGGCGCGUUCCGACCACUAUCAGCAUCUCAGCUUCAGAAACCCAUCUUCCAGACCGGCCGUGCUGACGAAGUUGACCUGCGGUCGUUCGUCCCGGAACUCACCACGCCCUCGCACGUCGGUAACGCGGUGGCAUUCACCGGUCCCGACAACGACCCUAUGCGCAUAUUCGGACUGCCUACGAAUAUACUCCUUGAAUUCCGCAUCGCGUCGAAACCGUUAAGCGUGAUCCGGGAUAUUACCGUAAGCACCAUAGAUAAACUGCAAGCUGCGGCGGAGUUGCCCAGUUCGCAGACGCGGCUGGUGAUGACGGGAUCUCGUGGGUGUGGAAAGAGUUUCCUGUUGUUGCAAGCGGUGGAGUACGCAGUCCGUAGUGGGUGGAUGGUUCUCUACAUCCCAAGAGCGAUCAGUCUCGUCAACUCCACCACGACAUACACCUACGACCUGCGCACGCAAACGUACCUGCAACCCGAGUUCGCGUUUCAGACCCUCCAGCGCUUCCGAACCGUCAACGCCGAAAAGCUGCAGCAUCUCCACACGUCACAGGAUAUCCCUCUCGAUAGGAGGUCAUCCCUCCCCGCCGGCAGCGGGCUGGUGGACCUCAUCGAAAUUGGCACGAGGGACGUGUAUCUGGCGCCGACGGUGCUUAGCGCGUUGAUGGAGGAGCUGGGGAAGCAGACGAGGUAUCCGAUGUUGCUCGCAAUAGACGACUUCCAGGCGCUGUAUUGUAAGACCGCGUAUCGUGACCCGCAAUUCGCCUCCAUCAAGCCGUGGCAUCUCUCAAUGCCCCGGUUACUCCUCGAUUACGCCAGUGGUAGGAAGUCAUUCGCCAGAGGUGCAGUUCUCGGCGCACUCUCAACCGCGGACACGACGUACCGCACGCCCCUCGAACUGCGUAAGGCCCUCGGCCUGCCCGACGAGCAACCCACGAGCCCGUACGUCAAGAUGAACGAGACGAAGAUGGAGUACGCGAAGGGCCUGCAGGCGCUGCCCGUCCCGGAGAAGCUGCAGCUGGACGAGGCUGCCGCGGUGUUUGAGGUGUGGGCGAAGGAUAAGGCCGUCACGCAAGCAGCACCCAAGGACGAGCUGUUCAUGGCGGAGUAUAGCGCUGCUGCAGGCAAUGCGAGGAACUUUGUGCAGGGUAUCUUGGGCACAUUUACGCUAUAAUCCUAAUUCUAUUGCUGCGCCUGUUGCUACAUAGCCCUGGUUUCGUAUAGUACACUGGGUUUCGAGGGCUGUCUGUCUACAUUUAUGGCAGAUGGGAAAUGCUAUUUGGUGACCGGUGC
This is a messenger RNA of Gloeophyllum trabeum ATCC 11539, 1505 nucleotides long. RefSeq lists its product as uncharacterized. The record is from RefSeq and is a predicted model, not a curated record. NCBI's taxonomy places the organism in Eukaryota, Fungi, Basidiomycota, Agaricomycetes, Gloeophyllales, Gloeophyllaceae. Bases 1 to 1386 code for a protein of 461 amino acids. Gene Ontology annotation, cellular component: mitochondrial small ribosomal subunit. Gene Ontology annotation, molecular function: structural constituent of ribosome. The transcript is spliced from 10 exons.